AUGGCCAUCGCGAUGUACGGCUACGGGUGGUUGAAGCCGGCGGGGUGUGCGAAGACGAUGCUGGGCCGGAGAGAAGAAGAGGUUGAGAGGGAAGAAGUCGAGCGCCAGUUGAGGGAGGUCGAGAUGCAGGAGCGUGCUGCCCAGGAGGCUGACGAGCAAGAGCGACAGGCGAGAUUGGCCGAGACAGGGGAGCCGGAGGAGGGGCGGGACUUGGAUGAGGAUAUCCCUGAUAUGGAUGGGGAAGACGGUUUGGAGGAUGACGAUGACGAGGUGGAUCUCGAUGGUGAGAUUCCAGACAUGGACGGUGAAGAAGACGAAGAGGGCAUGGACGGCGAUCUAGACGAUGAGAUUCCCGAAGCCGAUGAUGAUGAAAAUGACGAUGACGAUGAUCCCAUGUCACCCGAUCCUGAUGGAACCGAUUCAAACUGGGUUUACGAUUCACGGCGCGAGCCAGACACAGACGAUGAGAUGCACAAUGCGCAUGCAUCUUCUCCAGGAAAUCACCGCAACCGACGGUCCGAUCGAUUCAGGCACGGCACAGCCAUUGUGGCUGGUGUGCGGGUCCCUGUCCCGGGAAGUGAGUACGACUACGAUGAGCGCGAGGCCGAGGAGUUGGCCAACGCGAUGCUGGACGAAGACGAGAUCUUCGACCAGGAAGAUGAGGAUGAAAUGGCACUGGAACGAGAUCUCGACGAUGACGUCCCCGAGGCGGGGGGAGAGUCUGAGGGAGGCUGGGAACACACCGACACGGAGCUCGAGGACAGCGAGAUGGAUAUCUCCAUCUUACCGCCCUCGCACAUCGGCACAGGCCGGAUUUCCGGCGUGCGACCACCACCGCAACAAGAGCAGCGUGUGAGCAUGGCGGGAUCAUCAGCGAGGAGCAACGCACGCCACUCCAGCGCGAGCGCGUAUGCGGCUGCGCAGCAGCAGCAGCAGCAGCGCCGCAGCUCUGGACCGUGGAUCACUGAGCCCUCGCCCACGGCGGCGCCGCAUCCGGGGGACAUCAAUUCCCGACAGACUCCUGCUGACCUACAACCACAACAACGCCGCACAAUCGCCCCGCGCGGCGCCAGAAUGGUCAGCGGUAACCAGCGCCAGUACCUGCACACACCUGAGACGCCGGACUUCUCGCCCAUAUCCCACGGCGAAUACGAGGACGAGGACGAGGACGAGGAGGAAGAAGAGGAUCUCCCUGAUCCAUUCAACUCCUCGAACGCCCCUCGACAUCAUCCACAACGCCAGCCCCAGUACCAAGCCCACGCCCCGCGACAAAGCAGCAAUCUCGUGCCUCAGCAACCAUCCCUCGACAACUCGACCUCAACUUCCCGGACCGGAGCUGGUAGCGGCACCAGCUCGACGCGCAACGCAGCGCGGUCCUGGCUCGACGGCGCCGCUGCGGCCGUCACCGGCGGGAGUGCGCGUAGAACGCUUUUUGGUCGGGUUGCGAGACGGACGAAUGAUCCUGCUGCGUCUGGUAUGGGAGAUAGAGUCGGUGGUACUGUUGGUGGAAGUGGGAGUGGUGGGCUAUUCACGCCGUCGCCGCCCGCCGGGGCUGGUGGCCCGGCUGGUUCGGGGGCUGCGGCUUCGACGGCCGCGUGGGACGAUACGCCAGUUACUCGGGGACAGGGACAGGGCCAGGGGCAGGGACAGGCCGAACAGCAGCAGCAAAGACACCACCAGCGGCGCAGGAGUGGGCGGUUCCUCGCUGGACGGCGGAGGGGUGCUGAUGCCGAGUAA
Messenger RNA from Exophiala aquamarina CBS 119918, 1737 nucleotides. RefSeq lists its product as uncharacterized. Gene Ontology annotation, biological process: anaphase-promoting complex-dependent catabolic process. The transcript has a single exon. Lineage: Eukaryota; Fungi; Ascomycota; Eurotiomycetes; Chaetothyriales; Herpotrichiellaceae. Gene Ontology annotation, cellular component: anaphase-promoting complex. The record is from RefSeq and is a predicted model, not a curated record. The coding region runs from base 1 to 1737 and encodes 578 amino acids.